This is a messenger RNA of Thunnus maccoyii (southern bluefin tuna), 3091 nucleotides long. RefSeq names its product CDC42 effector protein (Rho GTPase binding) 1b (gene cdc42ep1b). Bases 980 to 2038 code for a protein of 352 amino acids. NCBI's taxonomy places the organism in Eukaryota, Metazoa, Chordata, Actinopteri, Scombriformes, Scombridae. The transcript is spliced from 4 exons. The record is from RefSeq and is a predicted model, not a curated record.
CAAAACUUUUGUUCAGCUCAGUUUCUCCCCAGAACUUCAAUCCACUUAUCUUAGAUUAACAUGUUGAUUUUUAGGCUUCGUUCAAAAUCCAUUAUUAUUUAGUCAUUCACACUUCUGGAGUCCACCCAACCCCUCCUCCUCUUACUCCUCCUCCUCUGCAUCCCUUUCAGUCCACUUGUCAGCAGCAGCAGCAGCAGUAGCAGCUCAGAGCCGCUGCACUGUUGCAAAGUUCAUGUCCAAGCGGACCGCAAACCCAGUAGGGUGACAGAGUAAACAGGUGGGGAAGUUGUUUCUCUGCGAAGGGACUGCGGUUUUCGUUUAUUUUAAGCUGGCCUGAAGUGAACUGAAUGAAAACAGAGAAGCCCCCUGCCUGGAAACCACCGAAGAACUAAGUGGAUUGAAGUCGGCAGAGAGCAAGUGAGGGAGUCCGAGAGGGAGGAAAAACAGAAGGGAUUAACAGCUAAUCCAGUGCAUGGACAAUCCCAGAGGAGUUUUAUCUUUCUUCCAAGACGAUGCAGACAAAACAGUCGCUGGAUUACGACACUUUACUUGAUUGCCGUUUUCUAGGCAGUGUCAGCUCCCUUUUCCCUUCACUCUGAUUGUUUUCAUUGCCUCUCAAAGGUCUACUGUCUUGGGUGAAGAAGGACCAGGGAUCAGAGGACAAAGCGUUGGGGCGACAGGCCUGGAGACAGGAUGUCCCAUGGCCAGUGUGGUGCCACACAUGGAUAAACCUCUUUAGUGGGAGACGGUGCAUAGCGGUGGACCCCCCUGCUCUCUCUGCUUGGACUUUGAGGAAGACAGGACAGGACUUAUCGGAUGAGACACACAAGAUCCUCAGAAACUGAGAUCUAUUGAACACACGCACAAAGGACCCACUGCUAUGGACCCUGAACUGGAAAUCAAUCUUGACUGACUUGUAAUCAGAGUUCAGACACUUGCUUUCAAAUUAAAAGGGAAAUUACAGAACUUUUUGGCCACCAUGAGUCUGGGAAAACUGCCAGGGAUUAAAGGCCUUGUGCCUGGCUCUCAAGGGAAACGUCGUUUCAAGAGCGACCUCUCUGUGGAUAUGAUCAGCCCACCGCUUGGAGACUUCCGACAUACUAUGCAUGUUGGCCGUGGCGGAGACGUGUUUGGUGACACUUCCUUCCUUAGCAACUAUGGCGGCACCAGAGAGCCAGGAAGCCCGGACUCGGCAAACAGCUCCAAGUCAACCGGGUUUUUCUCACGCAACUUUCGGCAUGUACGGAAGAACUCUGGGCCGUGGCCGAGAGGGGGCUCCCGUGACUUGACAUCCCCGCCGCCAGACAUCUCACCCAUCAUCAAGAACGCCAUCUCCCUGCCCCAGCUGAACAUUGACUCCCCCAAUGGGUGCCUACAGAGGAUGAUGUUCCCCAGCUCUGUUAGCUCAGCAGAUGACUCCCUCUGUACAUAUGGUCUGCAGUCUGGAUUUGUCACUCUGCCCCGCCACUCUCGCCUUGAUAGACAGUUUCAAGAUGGAGAUGUCGGCACCACACUGACACGCUCAGACUCCUUCACCUCGUUCACUGUAGACCUCGGCCCUUCACUUAUGACUGAGGUACUGAGCUUGAUUGACAACCCCAGCUGCCUUCAGAUGUCCAAUCACAGCCAGGCAGCAGGUGAGGAACAGGAAGAAGAAAGUGAGAAAGAAGAAGAUGACAACUCUCUAACAUCGACACCUGUGCAGAGCCCUGGGGUGACUUCACCCAACCCUUCCAUGGGCAGCGGGUCGCUCUGCAUGAACAUUAACAACAGGAGGAACUCUGGUAGCUCUGACUGGACAGAGCAAGAGGAAGAGAGGUCGUCUCUGAGGACACCAGAUGCGUCCAUUGGGUCUCCUCAGAGAGUGGAACUUGUAAUGGAGGCAGAAAGGUUUCAGAGGGCAGCUGAUGUGUUGUCUCGUCAUUAUGGUGGCGGGUCCUUCACAAGGAUGCGCAACAACACCCCAUCUCCUGCUUUUUCCUGCACCCGCAAAACACCGUACGCCUUCUCUGAAGAGGAGGAAGAGAUCAAAGUCUAGAUGUAGAAACUCUUUCUGGAACAGAGCAGAAAUGUUAUUGGUCUAAUAAAAUCAUAGAAACUGUUCAGUGACCUGAGUUCUGGGUUCAUUGGAAGUCAGAAAGGAUGAGAAGUUUGUGAUUUUCGAUGGUUCCUCCACAGAAAGAUUCUUCUAAUUCUCACAUGCAUCUACAUGGGGGCAUCAUUGAGCAACUACCAAAUCCUGGUCUGGAUGGAUGUACAGUAUGAUGUUGAACUUGGACCUGCUUCUCUCUCUGCACUACAUUGUUGCCAUGGUUUUAUACAGAUUAUUUAUAACAAAACUAUUCUAUUAUAUAGUAUAAGUCACUGAAUGAAUCUAAAUCCAAUGAACUGUUGAACUGACUGUAAAAUGCUCAUCUUUUAUUUCAGUAUAUAGACACUUAACACUCUAUAUAAUCAUGAUGUUCAACAACAAAAUGUUAUUUACAUAAAUAAAGAUGUUUAGCUUUGAAGGUCUGAGGUGUCAACUGAACUGGAAAUUUGAGGAACAGCAUUUGGACUAUAUGUUCAUGUUACAUACUUUGUAAAUAAAUUAACUGUUAUUAGGAAAUAAAAUAAAUACUAAGACAGUUGUACUAUUGUGAUAUUCAUUUGAGGUUGUUGUGAUGACUGAAGCUGUUACAUGUUGCAUGUAUAUAGCAUUGUGUAUUUAACAUUAAAAGUUAUUUUCUAAGAAUACAAGGCUGAUUUAUAAAAGACUGAUUGACAACAGACAGAAAUCUCUGCUUACAUGUUUUGCUGUAACAAUGUAAACCCACAUCCUAUGAUAGUCUAUUAUAUAACCACCGGUGUGUAUGUGGAUAUCUCCUCUGGUUUCUCCUGAUCAUGAUUAAAUCAGUAAUAUUUACUACUCAGCACAGUAAUAUACCAGGAUUUGGUAUUCAAAUGCUGUAAAUCAUUAUAGGUCAGUCCACAGCUGUUCAGUUGCCUAAACAAACAGUCUGGUCAUAGUUAGACAUUUCAAUCCAAACUUUGGACCCUGAAUUAUGUUAUUAUGUCUUGCAUCCCUGAAAUAAAGCAUAAAAAGCCUUGU